Molecule: messenger RNA, 1832 nt
Organism: Kogia breviceps (pygmy sperm whale)
Lineage: Eukaryota; Metazoa; Chordata; Mammalia; Artiodactyla; Physeteridae
Gene: STRAP
Product: serine/threonine kinase receptor associated protein
Biological process (GO): spliceosomal snRNP assembly
Cellular component (GO): SMN complex
Molecular function (GO): protein binding; RNA binding
Source: RefSeq, a predicted model, not a curated record
GGGUCGUUGCAGCGGGUUCUGCGGGUCUCCCCCUCCUCUACUCUUUUCCCUCCCUCCCUUUCCCUCCCUCGACGGCGGUAGGUCGUCCGUCGCAGACUCCCUGACCCGUCCCUAACCCCUUUCUGACCUCGGGGCUACCGGAUUGGCCUUUUCCCGUUUCCCGGCCCAACCCCAGAGUCAGGGCGGGGGCCUUGAGGAGGCGGAGGCGGUGCCACGGAGGAGAGAAAAGACCCGACGACCCUCGGCUCCCCCGCCGGAUCGCACGGCUCGCAGCCGCCAUGGCAAUGAGGCAGACGCCUCUCACCUGCUCGGGCCACACGCGGCCCGUGGUGGAUCUGGCCUUCAGUGGCAUCACGCCUUACGGCUAUUUCCUGAUCAGCGCUUGCAAAGAUGGUAAACCUAUGCUACGCCAGGGAGAUACAGGAGACUGGAUUGGAACAUUUUUGGGUCAUAAGGGUGCUGUUUGGGGUGCAACAUUAAAUAAGGACGCCACCAAAGCAGCUACAGCAGCUGCAGAUUUCACAGCCAAAGUGUGGGAUGCUGUCUCUGGAGAUGAAUUGAUGACCCUGGCUCAUAAACACAUUGUCAAGACUGUGGAUUUUACACAGGAUAGUAAUUACUUGUUAACCGGGGGACAGGAUAAACUGUUACGCAUAUAUGACUUGAACAAACCUGAAGCAGAACCUAAGGAAAUCAGUGGUCAUACUUCUGGUAUUAAAAAGGCUCUAUGGUGCAGUGAGGAUAAACAGAUCCUUUCAGCUGAUGAUAAAACUGUUCGCCUUUGGGAUCAUGCUACUAUGACAGAAGUGAAAUCUCUAAAUUUUAAUAUGUCUGUUAGCAGUAUGGAAUAUAUUCCUGAGGGAGAGAUAUUGGUAAUAACUUAUGGACGAUCUAUUGCUUUUCAUAGUGCAGUAAGUUUGGACCCAAUUAAGUCUUUUGAAGCUCCUGCAACCAUCAAUUCCGCAUCUCUUCAUCCUGAGAAAGAAUUUCUUGUUGCAGGGGGUGAAGAUUUUAAACUUUAUAAGUAUGAUUAUAAUAGUGGAGAAGAAUUAGAAUCCUACAAAGGACACUUUGGUCCCAUUCACUGUGUGAGGUUUAGUCCUGAUGGAGAACUCUAUGCUAGUGGUUCUGAAGAUGGAACGCUGAGACUAUGGCAGACUGUGGUAGGAAAAACAUACGGCCUUUGGAAAUGCGUGCUUCCUGAAGAAGAUAGUGGUGAGCUGGCAAAGCCAAAGAUCAGUUUUCCAGAGACAGCGGAAGAGGAGCUAGAAGAAAUUGCUUCAGAGAAUUCAGAUUCCAUCUAUAGCUCAACUCCUGAAGUUAAGGUCUGAGCAGCAGGCAGAUGUACACAACUUAUGGACUAAAACAAACAGAGAAAAGCAUCAGCCUCCAGAGUUACUCUCUGCUUAAGGCAAACAUGAGCAGUACAUAAUGAGGAAUAUGAAUUAGCUCCAGUGCUGGAACUAACCAAUAGGUGAUACCUGUAAGUGAAAACACAGGAGUAUCAGCUGAAGGCAGAUGGAGUUAUACUCUUGUAGUACGAUAGUCUGUUGUCUUUUAAAUGAAUAUGUGCAAACCAACAUCCAAUUUCUCUUAUUACAGGUAGAUUUCUUGUAGCUGUUUAUGUUAUUAUCAAGAGGGAAAAUAUAUUGGUCUAUUUUUCUGACUUUUCCCUUAAAGCAGAAAGCCAUUUUUUUUGCUUUAGUUAUAAAGAAGAGGGGGAAUACAUGAUAAAGUAACUGGUUUGAUUUCUCUUUCAUUGUACACUGCUUCUGAACAUCUAAUUGUUUUUAGUUGUCUAAAUAAAUUGCCUCUAAAACAAAACUGUGUUU